Prorocentrum cordatum is the source of this 318-nucleotide messenger RNA. NCBI's taxonomy places the organism in Eukaryota, Dinophyceae, Prorocentrales, Prorocentraceae. The record is from the annotation of a GenBank genome assembly.
AUGGACGAAUGGGAGGGCGCAUCCGCAGGCGCCGACGAGCCCGAGGGCCCACGGGCGCGGCCCGCCAGCCGGGCCGCGCCGUCGGCAGCGCCGCCAGCUGGCGCUGAGCCCGCGCCGGAGCCUCUCGACGAGGGCUCGGGCUCGGAGGGCGCCGCGGCGGGCAGGGCCGAUGGGGCGUGCUGCGCGCCUCGCGCGGGGCGGCGGCGCAACCGGGCGGCGAGGCCCGGGGAGCAGGCCGCCGCGGCGGCCAGCUCGGCGAAAGCCGGCGGCAGCCUCGCCGGCCAGAGCGACAGGGCGAGGGCGUCGGCGGGCGCGUGA